Molecule: messenger RNA, 1048 nt
Organism: Aspergillus saccharolyticus JOP 1030-1
Lineage: Eukaryota; Fungi; Ascomycota; Eurotiomycetes; Eurotiales; Aspergillaceae
Exons: 2
Coding region: 171-887 (238 amino acids)
Biological process (GO): tRNA splicing, via endonucleolytic cleavage and ligation; tRNA-type intron splice site recognition and cleavage
Cellular component (GO): tRNA-intron endonuclease complex
Molecular function (GO): nucleic acid binding
Source: RefSeq, a predicted model, not a curated record
CGCCGAGGCCCUGGGAAUGAAUUCCUUCAACUUUUUUAUGAUCUGCGAUUCCACUUAGGAGCUUUUCCCCUUUCAACCCACCCUUAAAAUCUCGGACCUCCCACAAGCCAUACAAUUCGACCUCCAUCCACUGCGUGCAAUCCAAAUCAGAUCGAGAAAACCCCCAAACCAUGACCUCACCAAUCCUUCCAUCCGCCCUAACAACCCUCAUCUCCUCCUUCACAAGAGAAACAUCACCUUCAUCAAACCCCUCCCCAACUCACAAGCCCACCCAACACCAGACCCUCAGCGCAAACCCCCAAACCACCGCCCUCACCCUCCAAGUCCUUCACAAUCUGCAGCACCAACAACUCUGGACCUCCCUCCAAAUCCACGAACUCCACUCCGGUCCCUCCGCAGCAGCAGCAGACACAACUGACCAGACCCAGAAGACCCACCUCAUCUCUGGAAUCCCACCCCACCGGCUCUACACACACCCGGACGAGCAAUUCUACCUCCUCGAGCGCGGGCUCCGUGAGGAGGACCUCGAGCUUGAGCGCAUGUUUGUGCUUCCUACUGUGCAGGGCCAGACGUGGAGUCUGCGGAGGUUGGCGGGGGUGUUUGAUGCGCUGCCUGAGGGGCAAGAUACGGAGGGUCUGGAAGGGGAAGAGGGGGAGGAGCGGGCGGGGAAUGUGGGCAUGGAGAAUGAGAACAGCAACAGCGGUAGCGGGAGCAGCAAGGCAGACAACUUAAAGGAGUAUUACGAGUAUCGGAAACAGGCCCGUAUGACGAAGGAGUGGGGUGGGAAGAGGAUGCUUCUGGCUAUGGUGGAUCGGCAGAUGGGAGGCGAUAGUACGGUGGUCUACUAUGUCGUUCAGGAUGGAGCGGUAAAGCCGCGACAAAAUUGAGGUCUGGUUGAUGUACUCAUGUUUCAAGCUGAGUGGUUGGGGUUGUGGGUUGGAAUGAGGGAGGGACGAAGGAGACACGCGAUCACGAACGUUAUGCACAGCAAGAAAAAGCCUCGUCCAAUUUCUACUAUUACAGCCAAACCCAACCAACAUUAUAUACA